GGCCUGUGUUCAGAAGACAGAGCGGAUGAGUAGGACCUGCUUUGCGGCCUCUCAUUUAUAUGUAAGAAAUGUGCAGCUGAAGGCAGCCAAUCAUCCUUUGACAAUGUGGUGAUUGCAGAAUUGUGUUGCAGGCACUCGUUAGGGGGGAUUGAGCUCAAGAGAUGCAGUUCGGCAGGAACAACGCCAGAUAGAGCUAGCUCGAGCGCCUCGUUCUCUUUGUGAAUAUCCACAAUGGCGAAGCAUCAUGCAUACUUCGAGGGAGGUGGCAGCACUCUUGAUGGCGCAGAACUAGUUGCAUUGUGCAACAUGAUGAUGGCCGCAGCGGGUUUGGUUGCAAAGGCCCAAACUGUGGACGACGUCGUGGCAAUCUGCUCCAGUACCUCUGUGUUUGUGGCAGCCUUCGAGCAGCUAACGGGGCUGAGAAUAGCGGGCCUUCAGCAGUCCCCAAAGAGCUCUGCGGAUAGAGUAGGAAACUGUGCCAGUGUGAUCCAAGAGGCGGCGAAGUUUCUUGAGCUCGACUUAUCGCAUGUCAAGGCAGAGAGGAUCGUUUUUGGAGACCAAGAGCAUAUUGCUAGUCUUUUGGAGCUUAUCGUAGCAAUCCCUAAGCGAAGGCUCGAGGCAACAGGCGAAAAGAAGAAGUAUCAGACGAGAGGGGACCGCGUGGACAGGAUGGGAAGAGAAUCAUACCGUACACGUUCGUCGAAGAGGGGAGGUGGAGAGGAGCCGAGAGUUUCUUCUGGCCAGGUCACUGAGGUAGAAGCGUCUGAGCACUGGGAAACGGAAAGCAGUGGGUCUGACUCCAGUACUCAGGUUGAGGCUUCUGCUGUGUGGAGAAGAAAUGCGGGUCGGAAGCUACAAAGAGAAAGCACGUCGGAUCCUCAGAAAGGGCGGCAUACGAGUACACGCAAGGACCGUGGGCCAAGACUCAAUUCGGAAGAGAUGAAUACGGACUCUUCAGAAGAAGAAUCGGUACAUCAUCCAGCUUCAGAUGGGGCGGAAACAGGGUCCGAUUCUGCAGACACUUCUUCGUCGAGUUCUGAGCCUGGCAAACGCAGUCGGUGCCCGAUUCAAGGACCAAGCUCAUAUGCUAGAAUCCACUCAGACCUUAUGAGUCGGGGUCGUGUACAGCCACACCCUAGCAAGCACUUCCAAGCAACGUGUCCCCCGUACUCUUCCGCCGAACCCCCUUCGGUCGAACCUACGAGAUGCGACACCAGUCGAGAUCAAGAGAGCGACAGCAGGAAGAGCGGUGACGUCAGCACGCGCAGCGCCGACGUCAGCAAGGUGCUUUCGCUGGUGACGCGCGUCGCGCGCGAGGAGCAGCGCGAGUGGGAGCGCAAGCAGACCGCGUUUCGCCACCAGCUGCAGUCCAUAAGCCGGCGGGCAUACGCCGUGCGCUGGCCCUUCCGCCCGCUCCCGGACGUCCGUAAGAUUCCGCUGACAGCUGGCGGAACCGGCGUCCGAAGUUGGCGGAGAGAGGAGGAUGAAAGGUUGAGGAAACGGAGGACGCGGUUGGUAGCGCUGCGGCCGCGCGUGGGGGCGCAGACGGGGGCGGGUAUGGUCAGGUGUCGAAAGGCGUACAAUUCGUUCUUGCCCAAAGGGCAGCAGGUCCCGCUCCGAGUCCGGCCGGAACCCAACCCAACGUCCAGCGGAACCAACCCUCUCUUCUCGAAGGAGACGCUCAAGCAGCUGAACGACGUCAUCCAAAGCCCGGUCUCGACGCUCGACGGCGGCCGCGCGCAAACCCCAAACCUCCAAACCCUGCUCCGCAAUCAUCCGGAACUUCGGAAGCUUUUAGUUGGCCGGCGGUUGGAAAGCGAUGGAGAGGAAACAGAAGUACUGGUGGAAGGUUUGCCGUUAAACCCCGGGUUGCGGAAAGGGUUAGCGGAGAAGUUUGCGGGGCUGAAGGAGCUAAAGAAGGGGUCGGAGGUUGAGGGCAGACCUGAGGAGGUUAGCGACGAAGCGACGUGGCGACACGUGGAGGCGUGGGCGGAAGGGCUUGUGCCCAGGAGCCAGCCGAAGAUGCGCGGCCUGGCGCGCGCGCGGUUGCGCGGCCGCCUCGAAGCGCACCAGCGGAAGCUGCAGCAGAUCCACGCAGAACGCUUCCGAGCGGAAGCGGAAGCGGAUCAAAAGGCGGCCGCGGUGAAGAAGGCCGAAGCCGAGGAGCGGCUGGUCAAGACGCUCCUGGAGCGAGCGCUUGCCUUGGAACGAGAGUCGAUCCUUGCCCAGCGGAAGAAGGAGAGGGAGCGGAAGGCGGCGGAGCAGCGGAGCCGGAACGCGGACAAAGAACGGGCGGAAGCGGACAUCCGGGCGCGCUGCGCUCUGCUCAAGGAGGAGAUACAGGCGAAGCGGCGCGAGCGGAUGGAGAUUGAGCGCGCACAAGAGCAGGUGAUGCGUCAGCUGGCACGGGAGGAGCGGGAGCGCUUGGAACUAGAGCGGGCCAUGCUGUUGGAGCGGCUCGCUGUGCAGGCGAGAUAAGGACCUAUAAGGUUCCAGUCUGUGCGUGCCGAUGGUCCCUACCUCGUUGUUGUGAAACAACACGUACGGCCAGUCCUCAUGAAUAGUUGUAUCGAUACCCUGGGUUGGUUAGCUCGUGACAGUGACAGGCGCAAGGCUUGCAAGAUGGCUUUACCUCAGCAUAUCAUCUGGCACUGGCCAGCUUGCCCUGCCAGCUUUUUUUUUGAUAUAUAAGGCAG
Klebsormidium nitens is the source of this 2696-nucleotide messenger RNA. Lineage: Eukaryota; Viridiplantae; Streptophyta; Klebsormidiophyceae; Klebsormidiales; Klebsormidiaceae. The record is from the annotation of a GenBank genome assembly.